Eurytemora carolleeae is the source of this 7366-nucleotide messenger RNA. RefSeq lists its product as uncharacterized. The coding region runs from base 467 to 6280 and encodes 1937 amino acids. The record is from RefSeq and is a predicted model, not a curated record. Lineage: Eukaryota; Metazoa; Arthropoda; Copepoda; Calanoida; Temoridae. Gene Ontology annotation, molecular function: RNA polymerase II complex binding. Gene Ontology annotation, biological process: mRNA 3'-end processing. The transcript is spliced from 9 exons. Gene Ontology annotation, cellular component: RNA polymerase II, holoenzyme.
CGCCACUAUACUCCGAGGGAAGGAUUUACUGUUGUUUAAAGUGAAUUGUUUUAGCGAAAUAUUCAACUUUUAAAGUCUUCCGAAUUCUGAAAUUUAGUGCAGAAUUAUUCAGUUUACAUCGGCGCUUCUUAUUAUCUAAAAAAAUUGAAUCCGCAUAAACGGGUUGCAAAGAUAUUUGCGGAUUUUAUGUUUGAGUUUUAAUGCAAGAGGUUUAGCCAGAGCAGAGGUAGAGAAGCCAUGAUAGUUUGAGAAGUUGCCGUGUCUCACCGCUAGGGGCGACACUAAUACAGACUAAAGUGCAACUAGACAAAUCUAAGUUUGUUUCUCCGACUCAAAAUCUUGUUUAGAGGCAAAUCCACUAAGAUCUAGACGAGAUUAGAUGGUUCUCCGAGAGUUUGUUUACUGCUUCCCUCCAUGUACAGGAUUAAAUUAAUUUACAGAGAACCAACCACGCAUCCCGGUGAGGAUGUCAGGGCGGGGUGGAGGGAAGGGACGUGCACCCAGCUCAGCUGCACCACCUACUCCUCCACAAGGGGGAGCUAGAGCUAAACAGAAGACCGUUAAUCAAAUAAAACGUGCUCCUAGCCGCUCCCCGGCAAGGGGUGCAGCAAAGGGUGCUAAAGGAACCAGCUCCCCCGGUAGAGGGAGUCCGGCUCUCAGGGGUAGGGGCGCAAAGGCUCCUGGCAGAGGGGCUCCCUCACCAAGAGACUCCCCAGCAGCCAGGGGUAAAAAUAAAUCUAGUCUGGAAACGAUUUCUAAAGAAAAAGAGAAAAAAGUUGAAGAAAUUCCCGUUGUAGAGGAAAAUCUGCGAAAGCGGAAAAAAGUGUUCCCCAAAAUAAGUGAAAAUCCUGAGGCUCCGGAAAUGGAGGAUAUGGAGAACUUAAAACAUUCCCGUGUUCAGAUUAACGGAGUGAAAAACGGAUUAGAUCAUUCCCAGGCGGACUCCAACGGAUUCAAUUCCUCAACUGGGUCUGAUCUGAAACCCCCCGAGUCCAGCGAAGCUGUUCAUAUAAUUUCGGAAAUUCUAACAGACUUGUCAGAUAUAAACCUUUUAUACAGUGCCAAUGGUGGAUUCAAGGAAGCAUCCGAACUUGAUGGUAAAUCUAUUGAAGCUUCUGCUCAAAGUUCUGAGUCCAGAGAAACAGAUCAGAGUUCAGAGCAACCUAAUGCACAGAAAAUAGAAACCAAAGAUUCAGCUUCCCUCACAUCGUCGGACGGAGACGAAAAUUCGAGCUUAGAGACGAAAUCCGGAGAAAUAAUGUCGACUGACGAUUCUUUAAAUAAAUGUGAUACCCUUGAGCUUGAUACUGGACUAAAUGAUAGACUAGUCCAGUCACGUGAUAACGGACAAAAUGAAGGACUAGUCCCAGAUAGUGAUACAGGACUAAAUGAUGGACUUGACCAGUCUCGUGAAACUAGACUUGAAGGUGGACUGGAGCAUGGUGGUGGGUGCGAACCUGAGUCCCUGCAUGGAUAUACAGAUGUAGUUGAUCUGAUCUGUACAGAACAAGUUAACUACUCUACUACCCAGGCUAAUCAAGGCAAGGAGGAGAAUAAACCAGAUCCUAUCUUCACUACCAUCACUUUAGAUGCACUUGAGACUGGGAUGGUCCCUGUGGAGUCAGUUCACAUUGAGCAUAUACAGGCUGAUGGAACUAUUACUGAAAUAUCUAAUAUAGAGCUAGCAGAUGUACCUGUUGACGAUGUUCCCAUGGUAGUUCUCCAGGACCAAGAAUCCAAUGGUAAACAGGAGGAUCUAAACAUUAAGCAGGAGUUACCCUUUGAUAAAUCCAAACUAUUCUCACAGAUGAAUGACAUAUUUGCCAAAGACACGCAGGAAGUAUUGAAACGUAAAACACUGAAAGAGAAGGAGGUCAAAAAGAAGAUUAAAGAAGAAUUUUCCAAAAAACCUAAGAGAGCGAAAGAUGAUUCCAAAACAGUUCCUACUCGACUCAAGAUGGAUCCUAUUAAUUUUAAAGUUGAGAAGGUGGAUAGUUUAACAGAUCUUAAACUGGAGGUAAAACCUGUUCUUGCUCCCACACCAAGCAUCGUAGAAAAACUGGGCAUUACCCAAAAAUCAGAUGUAACUAUCCAACCAGCUGUAACUACCCAACCAGCUGUUUCCUCACAGCCAGUUUUAACUCCACAACCUGUUUUAGCACCCCAACCAGCUGUAACCCUCCAACCAGUUUUAGCUCCCCAACCUGUUUUAACUCCCCAACCUGUUUUAACUCCCCAACCUGUUUUAACUCCACAACCUGUUUUAACUCCACAACCUGUUAUAACUCCUAAACCGGUCCUAACCCACCAAGUAGUUUCAGUCCCAAAGAUUGUCCUAGAAUCACAGGUUUCCAGCACACCUUCUCUUUUCCCAGUUGGAGAAACUAAACUGAAAUCUGAAUCCGAACUAACGGAUGAUGAUGAUCCUCCUCCUGUACUUGAGAAACAAAUAGAUCUACCAGAUCUGAAACCAGUUUUGGACUCUAAAGAUCAAAUCAUGGCACAAAUCCCAAUUUCAGAUUCCGAAACAAAGCUGGUAUUAUCGGAACCUAGCCAAACAGUGUCUAACAUUCCUCAAGAGGAAACUGAGAAUAACUCGGAACUAACAAAGUCUUUGCGAAAGGUGAGACUCGCUAAAAAAUCUCCCGUAAAGCAGGUGCGUGAGAAGGUUGAAACUCCUGUUCCCGCCCUCAUCCCGAUCUCUGACCCUCCUGUCGUGAAACCUGUCGGGAUGUCAAGAACCCGAUCGUUUCUAUCCCAGAUGGGGACCGAGGUGUUCGACUUUACAGACGACGAAGAUAUUCCACUUAGUACCUUAGACCUGGAUGCUCUCACCCAGUCUGAGCACAGCACACCCAACCUACUGGUAACAGGCUCCGUCCUGGAUGCAUCACCUCUGGAGAUCUCAAUACCGGAUCCACGUCCUGGUUCCUCUAGUACCCUCACACCUCGCAACAAAUCUCCGCACAAACGGUUUGAAGUGUCACCUACUAUUCUCUCCCAGCAGGACGCCAUCGCCGCUGUUAUGGCGGUGCACAGUGGUCCUGGAGGUUUCCCGUUAAUGAAACUAAACGGUGAGAUGAUGUCUGAUGAUACCGAUACCUCUAUGGGUAGAUCAGGGGUGGAGAAAACAAAGCUUGGGAAGAGAAGGAAGCGAAGAUUAAUGGAAAGUGAUGGAGGAGAUACAGAGGAUGAUCUUGAUCCAUCAAAUAAGAAGGAUAUACGUCCCAAGCGUAGUAAACACACACAAGAGGCUGGAAACGCUCGCCCCAACUCAGCAGCCUCAGGAACCUCAACAGCAUCUGUUCGUGAGCUGGAGGCUAGAGUACAGGCUGAGGAUACAGAUGGAAAACAUUCACCAGACAGCCAGAAAUCUGGAGAUGAGAAAUCUGGAGGAAAAGGUCCGAGUACUGUAGUUCCUGAGAAGGCGAGUUCAUUUAACAUUCAUCCUGAACGAACCUGUGCAGACUGUUGUUAUUAUUGCGGUCUCAAAUUUGGUAUGCUCGACACUCCUCUUCAUGUAGCUCAGCUCAAAACCCUGGAGAAACAGGAGUUUGCAAUGCAGUUCACAGGGUUUGGAACUGAUGCCUGCCUCUGUGAUCGUUGUUUCCGUUUCCUCGACCGGCGUGCUCAGGCCCGUGAUAUGAACGGUUCCAAGAUGGUGAAAGAAGAGGAAAAGGUUAAAAAAUGUCUCAUCCGAAGCUGUAAUCGAGCAGUCACAGGGUCGGUAUCAAAGAAGUGGUUAAUCCGUCUAAAGAAACGAUUAAUGAAGAAAGUAACACUGGACUGGGACAAGGUAUCCAAGGCCUCUGUGAAAGCAACGUUCUUACUCUGCUCGAAACACAACUCAAUGAUAGAAUUCUACUCCAACUGCGGAUUGUGCCGGAGAAAGUUAACUGUUGGCGGGAUUUGUACAUUAGGAAUGACGAAGAAGGAUGUUGAAGAGAUGAAUAUAUUGCUCCGUGAGGAUCAUAUACCAGCAGAUCUUAAGGAGAAUAAUUUCGUCUGUAAACUCUGCAAAACAUUUUGCGGGAUCAAGCAGAAGAGUUUGCAACCUGAUUAUCUCAAAAAUCAUAAAACCCACAAAGCAUUUUACAAGGAUUACCGACGGAGGUUAUAUGUGUUCCUUGAGCUUGGCGAGGAGGAGGAAGAGGAACCUGCUCCAGCUGGACCUGCUCAACCACAACCAAAGGGAGCUGACAAGGGUCCCAAGAAGAUGUUCAAAGUGUCGCAUGCUGAGGGUUCAUGUAAAAUUACCAUCUCCGCCCAUACCCCUGAUUCUGGAGACAGGAAGCGGAGAAAAGAGAAGGAUUUUGCGUCUCCUAGUAGUGAGUCGAAAAUCCACGUAAACUCUGGAUCCCCGUUACCUAUUCCAGAUGGAGAGAGCUUUGACAAAUGUGCUGUAAAUAUUCAGUUUGAUAUGAACACUAAGAAACUGUGGCAGGAUUUACACUAUCCGUACGGAAACUACACUAGUUUCUUCCGGCAUCUUAUUCUCCUGGAAAAAUAUUGGCGAAGCGGUGAUUUAACUCUUGCUCCUACAGCAUCCCUUAAAUCUGCAUCUUACCUUAAGUCUGUUAAGAACCGGAUAACUGCGUAUGAAGGAAAACAGUCUGAUGCAGAUUUAUCAGCAAAUACCCGUCCUGACCUAGAGGAACCUGCUGCACCCACUCUCACCCAUAUUCCAGGGGAAGCUGUGCUUGCCAACCUACCCACAGAUUUGCCUAGUCCUAAACUUGAACCCUUCAAAGAGUCAACUAUCUUAAGGAUACCCAGGAUACCUCAAAGUCUAGUUUCUCCUAACUCAAUCCUUUCUCCGGAGUCUCUUGAGUUAACGCGAGCUAAUUCGCUGUCUCCGACUCCUAAGAUUAGGGUCAGACAAGAUCUCAUGCAGCACCUUGGUCUUAUUGCUAAGAGUUCCGCUAAUAUAGUUGAGAAGAGAAGUAAACCCAGUAGUGUUUACACAACCUCAAGUAAUCAAUCGUUAAACUUUCAGUUUUCUGGUCAGCAGCAUAAUCCUAUUAAUACUGCCUUGCUUCAGCAUGGAACUCCGAACCUAUCUAAACUACUCUCUGAUCCUAACUCAACCUAUAGUGUUGAGGAUAAAACAACUGUUAAGUCCGGAAUCAAGAGCAGUAAUUCCCAGUUGUUUAAGAGCACAGAAUCUUCAGGUGCUAUACCUCUCACCUUUAAUAAUUCUAUUGCUGAGGUGUUGGCUGCAGCGAGCAAAGCUAAACUUAAUAAAUCCCGUGAACCGUCCCCUAAACCUGAAAUCACAAUCACCCCUAAAAUGAGUAAGACCACGGACAAACAAGAUGGUUUAAUCAAAAUUGGUAAGAAGUCUGGAACACCAACCGCUUCUCCAGGUGGGUUAUCAAUACUAAAAAGAACGAUAACCUCGUCAGGGGCCACCGUUAACCCAAUAUCUAACAUGGCGAAGCUGUUGCAAACCCAGAGCCCUGGCCUUCCUCCACAUAUUAUUGCUCAGCAGUCUCUUCCCGCUAGGGCCUCGCCAAAAGUAAUGUCACGCCCGCCGAUCACCGCCUCCUCGAAUUUCCGUCCAGUUCAACUGAGCAGCGGCAAACCGUCCGGUAUUCAAACCGUUAAUAAGAAAUCCCUGACAACAGUUCUAGAUCGUCUCAGCUGCUUCACAACAAGUUCUCCGACUAAACCGAACCCAACUUUAUCCUCUAGUUUAGUUCAACAACUUCAGGCUCCCUUGGUUUCAUCUCGACCCAGUGCUAACUCUAAACCAAGUAAGCAGAACAAGGAAUCGUCUUUAAGAGCUCAAAUCCAGAAAGCCCUGGGUCCAACUGCUCCUCAAUUCAUCUCUCAGCUGAGCAAUACUAACCAGUACUCUCCUUCAUCGUCAAACAGUAAUCAGUUAACAACCUCACAGGGUGUUCAAUACUCUCCUUCUACCACCCUUAGUACUACCCUAACCUCAGCUCUACCUGGUAGUGUUAUAGUUCCCUCCUCCCUCUCUGGUAUACAGAUAUCCCAACCUAUUCUACAGUUCCCUGGAGGAACCAUUGAUCCAACCUCUCUCAUGUUUCCAAAUCUCAUGGGAAACCAAAGAAUAGCUGCUCAGAACGCUGCUCAAAAUGCUGCUUUCAACAUGAUGGCCAGCAUGUCGGGCAUGAGCCCGCAGCAGGCCAUAGAGCUACUCAACCAGCAGCAGCAGCUGAUGAACCAACAGCAACAGCAGCAGCUGAUUAAUCAGCAGCAAAAUAGAAUCCGAGCUCCGCCUCCCCUGAAGAAGCAUGGCAAGGAAGCUUGAGUUUCCCUUUUACAAUAUGAACAUUAAAAAUUGAUUGAUCAGUUGAUAAAGUAUAUAUAUUUAUAUAUACAUAUAUUUUUGUAUUUUAAGUCGCGUCAUGUCGUGUUAAACACACAGUCAAGUUAGUGUUCAGAUUCAACUGAACGAAGUGCACCCAUAAUAUUUUACAUUUAUUCAAUCAUUUUUUAUUUUUAUAUUAAUUUCAAGCUGGACAUUAUUAUUUCUUGAUGCAUCUUUAAGCUUUAAAGAUCUAGUGUUCUAGACGCUAAUUGCUAGAUUUAAUUUAUUAUUUAAGGUGUAUGAUUCAACAGAUCCAUAAAUAUUAGCUAAAGCAUUGUAGAUUUAAUCGUGAGGGGUUCAAAUAUACCCUGGAUUUAUUAGUUUUCCUUCCUCAAAAGUCAAAAUAUAAUUAUUUGUUUUUUCAUCAUAAUUGGUAAGAUUACAGUGAACCUGUUAUCAGUUUUGAAUCUGUUAUGAACACCAAACAAUAUCUUAACCUUCACACCUUGGUUAUGAUGGCGAAUUCUUACAGAGGAUUUAAUAAAUCCUAGGUUUCUGUUUCUUGAAUAUGUCUUGCUUGUAAACUACAUUUAGCGUUGGCGUCUAGAACCCAUGAAUCUAGGUUUUACGAGUUAACAUAUCAUGUCUUAGUUUAUGUAUUUUAUUUAGUUGUUUUGCUUUAAUUUGAUUUUAUGUACUAUUCCUAUCUUGUACAUUGAGUACACAUACAUUUACACCUUGUUGAUUAACUUAUAUACAGGGUUGGUCAUUAAACAAGGGGCUUGGUCGCCGGCAUUAAUGAAUCAAUAUUAGCUGCGAUAUUGUCAGUUAUUGGUUCUUGUUUAUCGAUUAGCCUUGUACCCUUACCCCUCAAUCUACUAGUCAAGGGGGUUUUAUAUUGCACAAAACUCUAUUUGAUUUUUACAGGUCUUUUCUCCCCUAAUUUUAAACGGUAUAAAAUGGGGUUAUAUCCCCCUCCCCCUCCCCUGUUCAGCGACUUUCCCACUCUUGACUCCCCUGUAUAGAUAUUCUAUUUAGAUAUUUCUUGUGUACAGAUACAUACAGAAAAUAAAUUUAAAAAUUAUU